Molecule: messenger RNA, 2381 nt
Organism: Drosophila ananassae
Lineage: Eukaryota; Metazoa; Arthropoda; Insecta; Diptera; Drosophilidae
Exons: 2
Coding region: 27-2285 (752 amino acids)
Biological process (GO): regulation of gene expression
Cellular component (GO): nucleus
Source: RefSeq, a predicted model, not a curated record
AAAAAAAAGUUAGGUUAUUUUUAACCAUGGACUUCCCUUCGAUGGUGGAGCGUUCUGGAGAUCAUCUGGUGAUUCGCAGUCUGGUAAGUGGUGCUCCAGUGUACCAAACUCCGUUGGGCAGUGGCGAAGGAUUGCAGCCGCUCAUGGAAGCUGACAUCUUGGAACGCCAGCUGGAUCAAUUCAAGAUGGGCAGUCUGAUUAUGCCUUCGCUUGCGAUGUCGUCGGUGCCCCUGCCCGCAUCCCAAGCAGCCCUCGGAAAGGAGAGCCUAGAUUCCACCACCCUGUCAGAGGGAAACUCUGUUACCAAUGAGGAAGACCUGCCACAGUGCAAAAUCCGGCGUAACUACAGCUGCAACCAGUGUGCGUUCUUCACCCAGAAUCCCCGAAGUCAUCUCUCCCAUCUACGAGAUGUCCACGGCGAAAGGAUAGUAAUAAACGAGUGCAAGCUGUGCUUGUACGCGUCUCGGCAUUUCCAGAAGCUAGUCCGUCACAUGAAAAUGGUUCAUGGUUGUUCAGAUGAUGGUGGCACUCCAGGGUCCAGUGGCCAGAUGAAAGGUAAGCGAAAUCUUUCCAGAGAGGCGCGCAAGCGGCGAUUAGAGGAGAGUAUUGAAGUACCGAGUGCCAGUGCGCCCAGCUUAGAUCCUAACCUGGUGAAGAUGCUCCAAAAUGGACCUUCCCUGGAGCAGCUGAAGGCCGAGCUCCAGCAGCAAGAGCAGUUGCUUCUAAGCAACGUCCAGGCCUACAACCGCCAGCAGGAAGUACAGCAGCUCCAGCAAAUUGUCGAAAGCCACGACAACAUCUUCUCCAUGGCCUUUGAAUAUCAGCUCAAGUUGAUGCCGCCGAAGCAACAGGGCACAACCGGUAAGAUGGAUGGAAAUAGCAGCUCCGACUCGGAGGAGCCCCCCCAAAGUCCCACCACGGAGGUGUUGGAGCUGCCGCCAGGUGUGGAGCAAUUUCAGUGUCACAAGUGCUCGUACAGCACCCCCAUCCGGGCUAGAUUCAAAAAGCACGUCAAGUACCACUCCAUGCCAUUGAUAAAGUGCAGCUCCUGUGACUUCCACACCCCUUACAAAUGGAAUCUGGACAGGCACACCAAGAACCACGGGGCCCACGGUCACUUCAAAUGCUCAGUUUGCGAUUUCAGCACAGACAUCAAACAGUCACUAACGAUUCACGAGCUUAACCAUCACGUUCCUACGGUGGGUCACCAGAUGGCCGCCAGACGCCGUGCCCCCGAAGAACAAGAAGAUCAAGUAGAUCAAGCGAAUAUAGCCAGGAAGACGGAGAUGGAAAAGGUUCCUCCGACUGUUAUAGCUCUUGAUUCGCCGCUGCCAGAGAUGUCGGGGUUGAACUGCACCUAUUGCCAGCAACGACUGGCCAAUUCUGUGGAUCUCUUCAAGCACCUUCAGACAUGUUCUCCGGCUGGGAAAGUCCAAAGCCAAAAUCUCGCUGCGUUAGGCGGGGACAAUGAGAUGACCGAGGAGGAGCUACCUAGUGGUACCAGCGAUCUUAGCUACUGUGGAGUGGAAACGGCUCCAGGUUAUGGAGAAGUAACAGACCAAUUCCUUCCCGAUGACGCCGAUGAUAUGACUCCUUUGAAGAAAGUAUUCAAGUGUCCACAUUGUACAUUUUGGGCGGCAACUGCCUCCCGUUUCCACGUCCAUAUCGUGGGUCACCUGAAUAGGAAGCCCUUUGAGUGUUCCCUGUGCGCCUACCGCUCCAACUGGCGCUGGGACAUCACCAAGCACAUCCGCUUAAAGGCUAUCCGCGACAAGUCCCACAACCAGGCGCAGGUUUUAAUGAACGACGAGACUGGAAGACGUAACUACGCAAAGUACAAUCAAUACCUGACUCUAAUGAAGGUGAAUGUUGAUCAGUUGGGUGAUGCCAAAGCCAUGCGAACGGGCGACAUGAUAGUGGUGCCACCCGAGAAACUAGAGGGUCAAAUUGGUGGCCCAACCGAAACAAUGGAAAAGGAAGACAAUGCCACUGCCACCUCUUCUCAAGUGCUUCCCGAAAUAUUAGAGAGUGGUUCACGAUCCGUGGCCCUGGAUUUAAGCAAACCAAAAGAAGACCCAUUAAUGGAAUUGAAAAUGGAUUGUGAAGAAUCCUCCACAGAGGAUGUGCAUAUGGAGAUCGUGCAGGAGAAGAUUACGGAUUUGGAAGAGCCAGGCUCACCAGCCAAUUGCUUGGCUGAAAAUAUGGAUUCUCCGCUUGAUUUGUGCCAACCAAGUACUACCAUUGACAGUGAAAUGAGUCUUGACCUAUCUCUAGAAAGUGAAUAGUGGUCGAUGCCUUAAACCACUACUUUAAGACAUGUUAUUUCCGAUUUAAAGCUAAGAAACUAUGUAUUACAAUAUAAAAACAGUAUUUGCCCCUAA